AUGGGCCCCAUACCCCUGUGUCUCCUGCUCCCAGUGACGGUGCUGGCUGUGGUGGAGGUGGCUGUAGCCACAGCGGCAGAGGCCGCAGUUGAUGAUGAAUAUAUCUGGCCACAGUGGAAGGUGCCCCUGGUAAGAAACAGACGCACGGUGCCCCUCAGCAGCCCCACGUUUUCAGCCCAGUCCCAGGCUGAGCCGACGGGAAUCUGCGGGAUCGAGUGCCAGCGUGGGCUUCCCGCCCCUUCCCUGGAUGACCUGGAGCAGUUCUUAUCCUACGAGACUGUUUAUGAGAACGGCUCGCGCACGCUCACCUCCGUGUCUGUGCAGGGCCUCAACGAGGUCACCGCCUGGCCCGGAAACUCCUCCUCCAUCUCCCGCCGCAAACGGGAGGUGUACGGCACUGACACUCGGUUCACCAUCUCGGAUAAGCAGUUCUCCACCAAAUACCCCUUCGCCACCUCAGUCAAGAUCUCCACGGGCUGCUCCGGGGUUCUGGUGUCCCCUAAACACGUACUGACCGCUGCCCACUGCAUUCACGACGGAAAGGAUUACCUGAGCGGGGCGCGGAAGCUGCGUGUGGGCGUCCUGAAAGAGAAGUCCAGAGGAAGGAAAGGAGGCAAAGGGAGAGGACGUGGGAAGGGCAAAAGGAGGAGGGGAGACAAAGACAAGGAGGAAAUGGAGGAAAACGAAGAGAAAGAAGAGGAAGAAGGGAAAGGAAACAGGAAAGGGAAAGGGAGAAAGAGCCGGAGCCGGCGCAGUGCCGAGCCUGAGAGGCCGUCGUUCAGGUGGACCCGGGUGAAGCAGACCCAGGUGCCGAAGGGCUGGUUCAAAGGCGUGUCUGAAGCAGUGGCUGCGGAUUAUGACUAUGCUGUUUUGGAGCUGAAGAAGGCCCAGAAGGUCAAGCACAUGGACCUGGGCGUCAUCGAUUCGGUGAAGAAGUUGCCCGCCGGGAGGAUCCACUUCUCCGGUUUUGAUGACGACCGACCAGGCAACCUGGUGUACCGCUUCUGCUCCGUGUCACAGGAGUCCAAUGACCUCCUGUACCAGUACUGUGAUGCCAAGCCCGGCUCCAGUGGCUCGGGAGUCUACAUCCGCCUCAAAGAGCCCGGCAAAAAGAAGUGGAGGAGGAAGAUCAUCGCUGUAUUUUCCGGUCACCAGUGGGUGGAUGUUAACAGGAACGGGGUGCAACAGGAUUACAACGUGGCAGUCAGGAUAACACCCCUCAAAUACGCCCAGAUCUGUUAUUGGGUCCACGGGGACUCAAGUGAGUGCCGGAUGGCCUAA
Messenger RNA from Lampris incognitus (smalleye Pacific opah), 1281 nucleotides. It is a transcript of the gene prss35, whose product is annotated as serine protease 35. Gene Ontology annotation, biological process: proteolysis. Bases 1 to 1281 code for a protein of 426 amino acids. Lineage: Eukaryota; Metazoa; Chordata; Actinopteri; Lampriformes; Lampridae. The record is from RefSeq and is a predicted model, not a curated record. The transcript has a single exon. Gene Ontology annotation, molecular function: serine-type endopeptidase activity.